Molecule: messenger RNA, 303 nt
Organism: Parastagonospora nodorum SN15
Lineage: Eukaryota; Fungi; Ascomycota; Dothideomycetes; Pleosporales; Phaeosphaeriaceae
Exons: 3
Coding region: 1-303 (100 amino acids)
Source: RefSeq, a predicted model, not a curated record
AUGAAAUUCUCCCUCGCCCUCCUCGCGUGCCUACUUGCCGCCUGCGCCUCCGCGAGACACGUCGACGGCGGCGUAGCCUGCCGAACCGAUGCAGACGUCGGCACUUUAACUUGCUCUCCGGACUACAACCAGGUCAUCAUGUGUGAGAGGGGACCCAUGGUGCCCAAGAGGCUGGAAUGGAGGCCGUUCUUGAACUGUGAAGCCAUUGGCAGGAUUGACGGCGUGGGCUUCAAGUGUGACUGGAUCAGCCAUAAAUGCGUCCACAAACCGACGCAAGACGACCCGGCCUAUUUCCCUUAUUAA